Molecule: messenger RNA, 2948 nt
Organism: Nelumbo nucifera (sacred lotus)
Lineage: Eukaryota; Viridiplantae; Streptophyta; Magnoliopsida; Proteales; Nelumbonaceae
Source: RefSeq, a predicted model, not a curated record
GUUGCUUAAGAAGAGGUUGGUCCUUAAACCUUUUGCCCGUGUAAAAUCCAAUGGACCAACCCAGUUGCGGGUGGGUUGGCUGGACUCGGAUUGGGCCCGUCCAAAUUGCACCCCUGUAUGCUAUAGCUUGUAUUUUUGUCUUUCUGAUCAAAGUUGGUCAAAACUUCAAACGUUCCAUCUGGGUUGAGAAUUAAAUUGUUAUUUGUCAACAUGUUUGGAUGGCAAGUGACAUGAAAUCGUUUCAUUUUAUAAUAGUAUAAGUGUAUAACUUGCCACCGUGUCACAUAGGUUGAGCCUCCAUCAGAUGAUGAGCCUUCAUUGGAAGAUCAUCUUUGCCGAAACAUCAGCUUACAAAAUGCUAAAAUCCUCUGACGUCAACUACUCAACUGCAUUUUAUUGACGAGAGAAGUUGCUCUAAAAGUUGCCAUUCAGCAAAAAUGUCUAAAUCCUGAAGCGCUCGGUGACGGUGAGAUUCUGGACGGAAUGAUGAGAAUCGCAAUGAGUGGUGCGACUCAUUCUCAAUCCUCUACUGAAAACCGGUUUAAGUUUGUGACCAGGAACAUUACUGAAUCCAGCAGGUCAAUCCCAUAAUGUUCAAGGGAACAAAGGUCUUCAAAAUGGGUUUGACUAAUAAUGCCUUGAACAGGGAGCCAGCUCUGAAAUCCAAAUGAAGAAAACCUACCAUCCACUAGAAAGUUAAGAUUUGUCUUAUUAUUCCCUCGUUAAGCUUUCAAGAUAUUUAACCGCCCAAAUCCUUCUGCCGAUUUCAAGUUCUGAAGACAUGGCUUUCAACCACCUUCUGCGUGUAUUUGGUGAGACUGGAUGCGUUCUCAAAGGAAGAACUGUCCAUGCCAUGAUUAUUACAUCUGGGUUUUCCCUUGAUGUUUAUACCAGCAAUCAUUUGGUCUCCAUGUACGUCAAAUUCGGACGCUUCGACGAUGCCCGACGCCUGCUCAAUCAAUUGCCUGAUAGAAAUCUGGUUUCUUGGACAGUCUUGAUUGCCGGGUAUUCUCAGGCUCGAUUUGCAGAGGAAGCGCUGGAUUGUUUUAGAUCAAUGGUUGCCGAAGGUAUCAAUCCGAACCAUUACACUUAUGUCAGUGCUAUCUCCGCUUGUGCGAACACUGGAGCUGCUCGAACUGGUAAGGAAGUUCAUGGAAAGAUCUACAGGACCGAGCAAGAACCGAAUAGCUUUGUGGACAAUUGCUUGGUAAAUCUAUAUGUCAAAUGUCGUCUGAUGAAGUCGGCUCAACUAGUGUUCGACUCAAUUCUGGAACCAAAUUUAGUUUCUUGGACUUCGCUUCUUUCAGGCUAUUGUCAGUGUGGGGACAAUGAGGAGGGCUUGAGGAUCUUCUUACAAUGUCGCAGAGCUGGUGUGAAGGCUAAUGAAUUCAUAUCUGCAAGCGUAUUGGGUGCUUGUGCUGCUCUAGAAAAUUUGGAGGCUGGGAUGCAGGUGCAUUCUGAAGUUGUAAAGUCUGGAAUUGGAUCAGAUCAGUUCAUUGUGACGGGUAUUAUCCACUUAUACGCAAAGUGUGGCAAGUUGCAACUUGCUCGCCAGGCUUUUCUGGAGUUGGAGAAGCCACCAUUGUCGUCCUGGACUGCCCUAAUAGGAGGAUGUACCCAACAAGGAGAGGUUAAGGAAGCCAUUGAUCUGUUCCAGAAGUUGCACUCUUUGGCUAUCAAACCCAGUGAUCACACAUUUUCAUCCAUUCUCGGGGGCCUGGCUGAUGCCAUGGCAAUUGAAGAGGGGAAACAGAUCCACUCUUUCAUCAUAAAAUCAGGGUUUAAUUCAGUUACUUUUGUUGUCAACUCUAUACUGGAUUUGUACUCAAAGUGUGGGCUGCUUGAGGAAUCAUCCAAGGUUUUUGAAGAAAUAAAGGGGAAAGAUGUGGUCUCGUGGAAUGCCAUGAUAUCUGGUUACAUUAAACAGGGCAAAUUCAAAGAAGCCAUAGAGCUUCUGGAUAAAAUGGUGCUUGAAGGCUUGAACCCAAGUCCUUAUACUUAUUCCAGUAUUUUGAGUAUUUGUGGCACCAUUCCAGCCAUAGAGUGGGGCAAGCAAAUCCAUUGUUGCAUAAUAAAACCAGGAUUUGAUACCAAUGUGGUUGUUGGGAGCUCACUUGUGGACAUGUAUGCCAAGUGUGGGAGGAUAAGCGAUGCCCAGAAAGUUUUCAAUAAUCUGACUUCUAAAAGCUUGGUCUCUUGGAACACCAUGCUUGUUGGAUAUGCCCAACAUGGGUUUGGCAGGGAAGCUUUGGAAAUUUUUGAGGAGAUGCAGAGGGAGGGGAUUUCUCCCAAUGAUAUAACAUUUCUUGGAGUGUUGUCUGCCUGCGGGCAUGUUGGUAAUGUGGAGGAAGGGUGGAGACAUUUCAAUUCCAUGAUCAGAGACCAUCGCAUUGUUCCGAGGAUCGAUCACUACUCAUGCAUGGUUAGUCUCUUAACUCGCAAGGGGCAGAUUCGACGAGCUUAUGAGUUCAUAAAGGGUAUGCCCAUGGAGCCGGAUAAGGUCGUUUGGCGCUGUCUCUUGGCAGGAUGCAAGGCUCAAAAUGAUUUGGUUGUUGGAAAAUAUGCAGCUGAGAAAAUUUUGGAAAUUGAUCCAGAAGAUGCUUCAGCUCAUAUAAUGCUGUUUCGUGUAUAUGCAGGGGCAGAGAUGUGGGACGAGACGGCUCAAGUGAGAAAGAGAAUGAAGGAAAAGGGGUUGAAGAAAGAUCCUGGGCAUAGUUGGAUUGUGGUGAAAAACAAGGUAACUUCUUUCAUUGCAGGUGACAAUGCACAUGUUCAUGGAGACAGUUUGCAUGAGGUCGUAAGUAGAUUGACGAAUCAGAUGAUUGAUGCUGGAUAUACACCUAAUUUGCGGUUCUCGCACCCAUCUGUAGAGUGAAGAAUCAUAGGAUGGAGAGAAGGAAAAAAACAAAAGAAAUGGACAGGAAAAAGCAUUUAUAACUCAGCCUUUC